Lodderomyces elongisporus is the source of this 915-nucleotide messenger RNA. RefSeq lists its product as uncharacterized. The record is from RefSeq and is a predicted model, not a curated record. The transcript has a single exon. The coding region runs from base 1 to 915 and encodes 304 amino acids. Lineage: Eukaryota; Fungi; Ascomycota; Pichiomycetes; Serinales; Debaryomycetaceae.
AUGGUUGCCUUACAAAUAAGUGAAGAAAGUCAAUCUGAAGAAUCUCUCAAAAUUCUAAUUCAAAAAUUGCAAGAAGCAGUAAUUCGGGGGAGGCAAGGAGAAGCAAUAAAUGAGCACAUCAAGGAGAGAUAUGAGAAGCACUUGAAUAAGCUUAAGGACUUGCCCAGUUACCACUUAAAAGAUCAUUACUCUUUACUUCAAUGGAAGGUACAAUUAGAAACGAUGGAAAACAAAUACUUGGGACUAAUAACUCAACUUAUCAAAGUCGAGAAUGAAAAACCUUUUGAGAGGAUAAAUACGUUUCCCUACAUCCAUUGGGAUGACGAUAAGUACAAGGAAUUCCUUGACGAACUAUUGGGCAAAGUUUGGGACAUUCUAUAUGACAAAAACAAUUACUCAAUUGAUCAGACACCUUUGACUAAUCUCUGGAAACUCACUUCUAAGACAAAUGAUCCGGCGAUUGGACGGAAACUUACAAGCAGGCUUAUUGCGUACUACAAGGUUAUUGCAGACCCAAAUAAGAAUUUUCUUAACUUUCACCUGAAGAGUAAGUAUCUCGAUAAGUUAUAUUACGAUGACUUACAAGGUUUCAUCAACAAGCUAGAUAAGAAAGAGUGUCAUGGCUUUCACAUAGCUUCAUGCAACAGAAACGUAUUUCGUGAUAUAUGUGAGCAAACCUAUGCUGAUGCUUAUGAAGAGUGGUUAGCUGAUAAGUUGUCGCCAGUGCCUACUAUAGAAGAUAUGAUGUAUCGACUUCGUCGCCACCCAGACUACCCCAGUACUGAUAAAGCUUAUCUCAAGCAAACGAGGCGUCGUAUCAACAAGGUGAAAAGAGAAAAAUCCAACCAAUCCAAGAAGCAAAGUAAUGCAGGUAGUCAUUCAGAAAGCCCAAAAGGACGACGAAGUCAGAAUUAA